Molecule: messenger RNA, 2080 nt
Organism: Coregonus clupeaformis (lake whitefish)
Lineage: Eukaryota; Metazoa; Chordata; Actinopteri; Salmoniformes; Salmonidae
Exons: 4
Coding region: 317-2080 (587 amino acids)
Source: RefSeq, a predicted model, not a curated record
GAAUACUUUCUGGCGCUGUCCUUGCCGCAGUUAUUUUUAGUUCACUUGCACCAUCUAGUGGUGAUCACAAUGUCUUAUGUUUGCCAAAGAUUCUAAAGUUCUAUAUUUGAGCAUUCUAUAGUUCUAUUUUUAUACACAUACAUUCUGAAUUCAGACUGCUAUAAUACACUACUUGGUUACAUUGCUCGAUUGUUUAGUUCUUAUUUAGGAUUUACAGAAGUUUUCUAGCACAGUUUAGCAGUUUUUAGUUGAGUUUUCUGUAAAUAAAUCUUUUCUAGCUGUUAUACUGGUCUCUUGGUGAUACCUUGGAGCAAAUAUGGAUGACUCUACAUCCAUCCAAGGGUCUUCUUGGGUCGAUUGUUACCUUGAUGAGCAGAUGUUGAAGGUGAAGGGUCGCCAGAGACUCCAUGAGAUCGAGCAGGAAGUUCAUAGAGAGCUGAGCGUGACACUAAGCCAAUGUCACCAGUCCCCAGGAGAGGUAGCCAUGGAGGGGCAGCAGCUCCUGACUGACAAGGCCAAGCCAUGGGUUACUUCCCAUGAGCAUCUUGGUUCUGCAGCUCUGAUGGGUGGCGACACAGCAGGUAUGCUCUCAGAGAAACAGGCCCAACCUGAGAUCAGGUCAGAUGAGAUGCUCCAGGUGGAGUUCCUCAGCCAGACCCAGGUGGAGAUUCCACAGGAGGUCAGGGAGGUCAUGGACAGCCUGCUGGACAAGGUGGCGGAUGGAGAAGCCCAGGAGAAGAAGGCUGAGGUCUUCAAGGCAAACCUGAUCCCCUAUCCCUCCUCAUCCUCAGCAGUCAAUGUCAUGAAGGUCCUGGAGAGCCAGGUAGACAAGGAGAAGAAGGUUGAGGUCCUUGACCUUAGCACCUGUCCCAUACUCCAAACGGCCCUUACAGACAUUGAGACCACGAUGAAGACUGCAUACAAGACCAUGCCAAAGCAGAUUGUGGUACUUGGUUCUACCAUUAAGCAUAUCAUCACCCAGGUGCUUCUUCAAGUAGAUCCCCAAGCCUUUCAGGAGGGAGUCUAUUUGGAGACACCUGUUAUCAUCAACAACACCAAAGCUCUUCUGUGGUCUAUUCCCUGGGUUCAAGUAACUGAGGAUGAGGAGAUGUCUAACACUCAGCAGUCCAUUGAUGCUUAUGAGGUGGCCAAGGCUGUUAUCAACAACCUGGAGGAGGUGCUAGGCCCAAAACCUGUGCUGGCGAGAGCACUGGGAAUCAGGUCACACAUCUUGACAAGGUACAUUGUUCAUCUCGUAGGUCUAUGCAUUUCUAAGACAGUGCCUGAUGUUUAUGCUGCCAACGAAGAGGAGAGACAUAUUAGUCAGGAUAUGGUGAACAUCUGUCCUCUACCUGCUAGAUUGAUCAUUAGCGGAGAACUGUUCAAUGACUUCGUAGUGAAGUUUAUUCUAAAACUUCAUCCAAUGAACGGACACGGUACUAAACAGCUUGACCAACAGGCUCUGCUCUUACUGGUUGUUAAAAUGGCCUCAGUAGCUUUUAACAUCUUGAGGAAGAUUCCAGGUAUUUCUGUGGAUGAAAAGCUGUGCCCCCCCUUCUGCAACAUGAGGCAGACAGUGUUGCACAUGCAGAGUGCCAUGAUACAUCAGUUUGGCACAACAAUCAAGAUAAAAAAACUGGUUGCCAUGAAGGACCCGGUGAUCAUCUCCACCAUCCCCAGUGCUAUCUGUGAGGGGAUCCUAAUGGUGUACAAGGGCAUUAGUGACACCUAUCCGCUUCAAGUCCUCGGCCCACAGCGUCCAAUUGCCAGGAGCUGCGAAGAGGCAAUGGAGAGCAAGCUCUUUGCAGUAGCCCUACCCGAGGACCUUAGGAAGACCAUCUACAAUCACUACGGGUCCCAGGUCGGGAAACUGGCACUGUUCCAGAAGGCUUUCCCGUUGAAUGACCACAUCAAGUUGGACUACAUCCACCGUGUUUCUCUGCCUCGUUCCUCCAACAGAGAUGUAGUCUGGAUCGACCCCAAAUACUUUGUAGGGGACGACGAUGAGGAGGUUGUAACAUCAAGCAACACAGUCCCUGUUAAUCCUCUUGCUCUCGACGUCAGUCAGGCUGCUUUUUGA